AUGUCAACACCUACCUCCUCCCAAACCUACCAAGUAGUUCUCAACGAUCAAUCUGGUGAUCAAUCCUCCCCAACUCUACUCAACAAUCUCGUUAUCAAAACGGUUGCCACGCCCGUUCCGGGGCCAGGAGAAGUCCUGAUACGCUUCCAUGCCGCCGGCUUGAACUACCGCGAUCUCAGCGUCCUCGCAAACAGUCCUGUUUACCCCAUUGAAACCAUCUCAGGCGUAGUACCCGCAUGCGAUGGUGCAGGAGAAAUCGUAUCUACCGGGCCUGACAGCAAAUGGAGUGAUAGUAUUGGUCAAGAUGUUAUUUUGGUAGUCAAUGGUGGUUGGCUCGAUGGUGAUGAUCUUGCACAGUACACUGUUGAGACCACACUUGGAGCUGGAAGUGUCGAUGGCUCGUUGACUCAAUACGGCGUCUUCAAAGAUCAGUUCAUCGUUAAGAAACCUGCGAAUCUCAGUUUUGAAGAAGCGGCUGCGAUUUCAGCUUGUGCUUCAACUGCUGUCCAUGCGUUGGAUGCUAUCGAAAUCAAGAAAGGUAUGACUGUGCUUACGCAAGGUACUGGUGGUGUUAGUUCGUUUGUGAUUCAGUUUGCAUCAGCACUAGGUGCCCAUGUAAUCGCAACAUCUUCCUCAGAUGAGAAGUUAUCACAAGCAAAAUCACUUGGUGCAUCUGAUAUCAUCAACUACAAAACAACCCCAAACUGGGCGGAAGAAGUCCUUCGCAUCACGGAUGGAAAAGGAGUUGAUCUCGUAAUCGAUGUCGGAGGUGCCGGUACCAUAGAACAAUCUAUAGCAGCAACGAAACUUGGUGGCACAGUGGCUCUUGUUGGAUUCUUAACACCAUCUACUCAGACCGAUCUCAUUGCUUCUAUCAUUUUCGGGGGCAAGACCUUGAAAGGCAUCAGAGGUCAGAGCAAGAAGCACCUGGAGCGCGCUGUUGAGUCGAUUGAGAAACAUAAUCUGCAUCCUAUUAUCAACACUUAUGAGUGGGCUGAUGCAAAUGUGGCAUUUGAGGACCUGAGAAAGGGUGUCAAGGCUGGAAAACUCAUUAUCAAGGUCUGA
Molecule: messenger RNA, 1065 nt
Organism: Glarea lozoyensis ATCC 20868
Lineage: Eukaryota; Fungi; Ascomycota; Leotiomycetes; Helotiales; Helotiaceae
Product: NAD(P)-binding Rossmann-fold containing protein
Exons: 3
Coding region: 1-1065 (354 amino acids)
Molecular function (GO): oxidoreductase activity
Source: RefSeq, a predicted model, not a curated record